Molecule: messenger RNA, 1354 nt
Organism: Amorphotheca resinae ATCC 22711
Lineage: Eukaryota; Fungi; Ascomycota; Leotiomycetes; Helotiales; Amorphothecaceae
Exons: 4
Coding region: 128-1186 (352 amino acids)
Cellular component (GO): membrane
Source: RefSeq, a predicted model, not a curated record
UUCCGUCAUCAUCUGAAGGAAUAAGAAAUACAAAGUGAGCAAUGGAGCACAACUCCUCCAUCCUAUCCGCAAAUUGAUCGGUCUGCGAGUUUGCAUCGGCAUAGCAGCAGCUUCAUAAGCCUUCGAUAUGGCUUUACCUCCAUUGAAGAGCGUUGUUGAAUGCGCUGAUUUCUCGAAGACCGUUGUCCCCUACAUCUCACAGCUAUACACGCUCCCAGAACAGCUCCUCCAGUCCUACAACAAACCUGAGGAGCUUCUGGCUAUCUACCUAGCCACCAAUCCCCUCGUAUCCGCUUUCGCAUUCUCGCUCUUCAUAUCUCCGUUCUUCCUCCUGAUUUCGGAGAUCAAUAAGAACUACUCGCAAGUAGACAGGUGCUGGAGCCUCCUGCCUACACUCUAUAAUGCCCAUUACGUUGUGUAUGCCCAUUUGGCAGGCCUGCCAACUCAGCGCCUUGACAAUUUAAUUGCUGUUAGCACCGUGUGGAGUCUGAGGUUGACCUUCAAUUACUGGCGCAAGGGAGGAUACAGUAUUGGAUCGGAGGAUUACAGAUGGGAGGUCCUUCGAAAGAAGAUCAGCCCGGCGCUGUUCUUCGUAUUCAACGUCGUCUUCAUAUCCCUCGCGCAAAACAUACUGCUCUUCUUGGUUUCAACACCCACAUACGUCAUGUUACUUGUAUCUCGUUUUAAUGGAACAAUGGGUACGGCCGACAUAAUAUUUGCGAGGAUCCUAAUGGGCUUAAUACUGGUGGAGUUUCUCGCAGAUCAACAGCAGUGGAAUUACCAGAAAGCAAAGAAAGCCUACCAGAAAAGCGCCAAAGUGCCACCAGGUUUCAAUCAAGAAGACCUCGAUCGUGGGUUUGUGGUGACCGGUCUCUGGUCGUGGAGCCGCCACCCCAACUUCGCAGCUGAGCAGGCAAUCUGGGUCAUAAUAUACCAAUGGGGUUGCUGGGCGUCCGAAGUCCUCUACAAUUGGACUAUCUUGGGUGCUAUGUCGUAUAUCUUCCUCUUCCAGGCGUCAACGUGGUUCACCGAGCUCAUCACCUCGAGCAAGUACCCGGAUUACAAAGAGUAUCAACAGUUGGUUGGCAAGUUUUUACCCAUACCUGGCUCGAGCUUACCAGCAGAGCCCACCGAUCAGAAAGCAAAACCCAAACCCAAACAGAAGACAAAAGAAGGCCGUCGGUAAACGGGCAAGGCAUAUUUAGAGAAGCGUAUCUAGAGAAGUGGUUGCUAUUUCACCUUAAUGAAGCCAUUGCGGGCUGGAUUAUGAACAUAUCUGUAAUAGGAGUCUCAGGGUCAAAAAUGAUUAUAGUAAUCUCGAAUGAUUUACCAACAUCCCAAAUUACAUAACAAG